AUGGCGGUCUACGAGAAAACUGCCUCAGAUCACCGUCGGAAGUGGGACCGUGAAGAAUAUGAAAGACUUGCAGCUGAAAGGUUGGAAGCUGAGCAGAUGUCUCAGCUGGAGAAGAAUCUUAAAGAACCUCCAAUUAAAAGAGCUUUACUCCAACCCCGUGACUACAGGGUAGAUCUUGAGUCAAAAUUGGGUAAAUCAAUGGUCAUAACCAAAACAACACCUGCAUCUCAGCAAGGAGGCUAUUAUUGCAAUGUAUGUGAUUGUGUUGUCAAAGAUUCAAUUAAUUUCUUAGAUCAUAUCAAUGGAAAAAAACAUCAACGCAAUUUGGGUAUGUCUAUGAGAAUUGAAAGGUCAUCAUUAGAUCAAGUCAAAAAACGAUUUGAAAUGAACAAAAGGAAACAAGAAGAUAAGAAAAAAGAAUAUGACUUUGAAGAAAGAAUGAAAGAAUUACGAGAAGAGGAAGAAAAACAAAAAGCCUAUAGACGGGAACGGAAAAAAGCUGGGAAAAGGAAAGCCGAUGAAGAUUAUGAUGAUGUUGAUCCAGAUAUGGCUGCAGUGAUGGGAUUCUCAGGUUUUGGAUCAGCCUCAGCAAAGAAAUAA
Messenger RNA from Acanthosepion pharaonis, 600 nucleotides. Lineage: Eukaryota; Metazoa; Mollusca; Cephalopoda; Sepiida; Sepiidae. The record is from the annotation of a GenBank genome assembly.